UGUUUUUAUGUGCAAAAAACAAAAACGUAAAAAGAAGUGAAAAAGAAAACGACACGUAAAUAAAAGAAAUCAAUUUUUUUUCGUCCUGUAAUUAGAAAAAACACUUUGAACUAAUUAAAAUUAAAAAAAAAUGUCUUCUAAAUUGGAAGAUAAUAAUCAAAAUGGUUGGGAUUUAGAUGAUGACAAUGACUGGGAUGAUUGGGGUGAUGCCGAAGAUACUGUAGCUGAAGAAGAGACACAAACUAAGGCAGCAGUAACAGCAGCGCCAGUGAAUAAUACAACAAAAGCAGAAAAUAAUAAUUCCAUAUUAAAAAACAAGACAGAAACGAAAGUCAGCUCUGAAAAUAACAACUCCACAAGAGUAACAGCAGAGGCAGCUCCCCAGCAACAAGUGCAACAAAGUAGACCGCAACAGUCUUCUGGUUGGGGCAGUUUAUUUGGUGGAGUAGUAUCUACGGUUCUUAGUACAGCUAACGAAUUGACUUCUACAGUAUCCCAUGGUUUGGACAAAGUAAUAGGAGUGCCUGAUCCCGCCGAAUUGGCGCGCAUUAAUGCUAUAGAAGAAGCCAAGGCCAAAACACAGGAACAAUUGCAGCAACAACUACCAGAAGAGGAAAGAUCUUUAACCCCUACAAAUGCUCCAGCUCCAGUUUUUGGUUUAGGUCUCGUUAAUAAUGUCACCUCAUUGGGCAGCAAGGUUCUAAACACCGGUCUUGAUACUUUAGAGGGUAUAGGCAAGAAAACUAUGAAUAUUUUGCAAGAAAAUGAUCCUUUGCUAAAGAAUAAAAUAAAAAAAUUGGGUUUAGAGCAAGAUAAACCCAAUCUAAGUGAGGUACUCAAAGAAGCCAAAAAAGAAAACGAACAGUUGGAACAGUCUUUAAAGGAAUUGAGUUUGGAAAAAUCGAAAGCUUUAUUAAGAUUUGAAAUAUUAUUUGAAAAUAACUGUGGUCUAGUGCAUCUAGAAGCUUUGGAAAUCUUAUCCAAAGAAUCCCAACUCAAAAUACAGGCACUCAAAGAAUCAGUAUCAGGCAAAGCCUUGGAAGAGUUACUAGAAACUAUUAACGAGGUUAAGGAACUUAUGGAAUUAGAGGAUUUAGAAGGAGAGCCUGAGAAUGAAGACUAUGACGAAGAAGAGUUAAAUAACAAUCUUAAACAAGCUAUAGAAGACAUUGAAUUAAAAAUUCAAUUUGAGGAAAUCACCAGCUUAUGGUCCAGUUGCUGUACUUGGUUAGCAGCCGAUGAUACGCAAAAUUUAGAUUCCCAGGCCGUGUUUGCCAAAGGCAUUAUCUCUUUAGCUGAAACUUGUGCUUUGGAAAUGUUAAAAUUGCACAAAAUUGCUGAACUUUUACUGGUCAAAGAGCAUCACAGCACCGCCAAUGAGGUGGAUGGUAUUGUGCAAUUAUGCAAACAAUUUAUUAUGCAUUUACAGUCACUAGCAAAUCGUUUUGCCUCUAAACUGUCCCAGCACUCGGAAAAAGAUGAAGCCAAGUCACAUAUUAACACUUUAUUUGCUGAAAUGUUACAGGCCCGCCAGCAAAUCGAAAAAGCUUUUCAACUCUUUUUACCCAUACUACAGAUAGGAGCGGUUUAAAACUUUUAUUCCAAAAAAAAAACAAUGUAAAUGAGAAAUUACUAGUUCAUCAUUUUCAUAAGUUAAUGUUAAUAUUCUUUUAUAAUUGUUAUUAAAAAACAAAACAAACAAAUAUUGUAUGUAAAACAACAAAAUAAACGAUUACACAGUAAA
Molecule: messenger RNA, 1744 nt
Organism: Lucilia cuprina (Australian sheep blowfly)
Lineage: Eukaryota; Metazoa; Arthropoda; Insecta; Diptera; Calliphoridae
Product: protein FAM114A2
Exons: 3
Coding region: 131-1591 (486 amino acids)
Source: RefSeq, a predicted model, not a curated record